UGUGAUCUUUUGCCUGGCUGCCUGCUGUCAUGUCAUCUGUCUGGUACCUGAGUGUCCUGUGUCUUCUCACACCGGUUCUGGGAGAGAAUGGGACCCGGCCCAAUAUCAUCCUGCUGUUAAUGGACGAUAUGGGGUGGGGAGACCUGGGCGUGUUUGGUGAGCCCUCGAAAGAGACCCCCCAUCUGGACCAGAUGGCAGCGGAGGGGAUGCUGUUUCCAGAUUUUUACACGGCGAAUCCUUUAUGUUCCCCAUCGAGAGCAGCUUUAUUAACGGGACGUCUUCCGGUACGGAAUGGUUUCUACACCACGAAUGCCCAUUCCAGAAACGCUUACACCCCUCAAGAGAUAGUGGGUGGAAUUGCAGACUCUGAAGUGCUGCUGCCUGAACUACUGAAGAAGGCCGGCUAUGUCAACAAGAUUGUCGGCAAAUGGCACUUGGGACACAGGCCCAAAUUUCACCCAUUGAGACACGGGUUUGAUGAGUGGUUUGGGUCACCUAACUGUCAUUUUGGACCGUAUAACAACAAAGAGCGUCCUAAUAUACCGGUGUAUCGGGACUGGGACAUGAUUGGAAGAUAUUAUGAAGAAAUAAAGAUUAAUCAUAAGACUGGGGAAUCAAAUUUAACUCAGAUAUAUCUGCAAGAAGCUUUAAACUUUAUCAGUAAAUAUGCAUCAACAAAGCAGCCAUUCUUCUUGUACUGGGCGAUUGAUGCCACUCAUGCUCCCAUCUACGCCUCCGAACCCUUCCUGGGAAGUAGCCGCAGAGGACUGUAUGGCGAUGCUGUCCGUGAAAUUGAUUCCAGCAUUGGGAAGAUCCUGGAAUCGAUAAAGAACAUGGGAAUAGCUAAGGACACUUUUGUCUUCUUCGCAUCUGACAACGGGGCGGCCCUCAUCUCUGCACCCACCCAAGGAGGCAGCAACUCUCCAUUCCUGUGCGGGAAGCAAACAACCUUUGAGGGUGGUAUGAGGGUGCCAGGGAUUGCUUGGUGGCCUGGACAUUUACCUCCUGGGCAGGUGAGCUACCAGCUAAGCAACAUCAUGGACCUCUUCACCACCAGCCUGGCACUGGCAGGACUAGAUCCUCCUGGGGACAGGCUCAUAGAUGGCAUUGACCUAUCGCCCAUCAUGCUGGAGAGCAAAGUGAUUGACAGGCCAAUAUUCUUUUAUCGUGGCGAUGAGAUGAUGGCGGUCCGACUGGGGCUAUACAAGGCUCAUUACUGGACCUGGACUAACUCGUGGGAAGAGGUGGCUCAGGGGAUUAAUUUCUGUCCGGGACAGAAUAUAACUGGAAUUACAACACAUGACCAAGUCGAGCAUGACCUCAAUCCGCUGUUGUUCCACUUGGGAAGGGACCCUGGAGAGAAAUACCCCAUAAGUGUAUUAAGCAACGAAUACCAGCAAGUAAUGCCAAGGAUCUCCAAUGUCGUUGGCCAGCACAAGGAAUCCAUGAUCCCCGGGGAGCCUCAGCUCAAUGUGUGUGACCUAGCUGUCAUGAAUUGGUCACCCCCGGGGUGUAAGAAGAUUGGGAAAUGUCUGAGUCCGCCGGAGUCAAAACCUUGGAAGUGUGUCUGGCCUCACUGAGCUGCUUCAUAUGAUCCAGAUAUCAAUUCACAAAGCCGCGAGUCACCUGCCACGUGUUACUUCAUCUCUUGAUUAUU
This is a messenger RNA of Nanorana parkeri, 1657 nucleotides long. RefSeq names its product galactosamine (N-acetyl)-6-sulfatase (gene GALNS). The record is from RefSeq and is a predicted model, not a curated record. NCBI's taxonomy places the organism in Eukaryota, Metazoa, Chordata, Amphibia, Anura, Dicroglossidae. Bases 30 to 1580 code for a protein of 516 amino acids. The transcript has 14 exons. Gene Ontology annotation, molecular function: N-acetylgalactosamine-6-sulfatase activity; arylsulfatase activity.